Equus caballus (horse) is the source of this 1676-nucleotide messenger RNA. It is a transcript of the gene COQ9, whose product is annotated as coenzyme Q9. Gene Ontology annotation, biological process: ubiquinone biosynthetic process. Gene Ontology annotation, molecular function: lipid binding. Gene Ontology annotation, cellular component: mitochondrial inner membrane. The record is from RefSeq and is a predicted model, not a curated record. Lineage: Eukaryota; Metazoa; Chordata; Mammalia; Perissodactyla; Equidae.
GGGCGGAAGUGGGAGCGUCGCGCUGGCGUCGCGUCGCCAGCGGCGGCGUGCCCGCUUCUAAGAUGGCGGCGGCGGUGUCCGGCGCGCUCGGUCGGGCGGGCUGGAGGCUCCUGCAGCUGCGGUGCCUGCCGGUGUCCUCCUGCCGACCAGCCUUGGUGCCACGUGCCUUCCGUGCUUCAGCUGUGCAGCUAAGGUCUUCAGACGAGCAGAAGCAGCAGCCUCCCCCGUCUUUUUCCCAGGAGCAUUCGGAGACACAGGGGUCAGAAGAACCCAGUCCCGACUCUUCUCGUUCACCCCCCAGGUACACAGACCAGGGCGGCGAGGAGGAGGAGGACUAUGAGAGUGAGGAGCAGCUGCAGCACCGCAUCCUGACAGCAGCCCUGGAGUUCGUGCCUGCCCAUGGCUGGACAGCGGAGGCCAUAGCCGAGGGAGCCCAGUCUCUGGGUCUCUCCAGUGCGGCGGCCAACAUGUUUGGGAGUGAUGGCAGUGAGCUGAUACUGCAUUUUGUGACCCAGUGCAACGCUCGGCUCACCCGUGUGCUGGAAGAGGAGCAGAAGCUGGUACAGCUGGGCCAGGCAGAGAAGAGGAAGACAGACCAGCUCCUGAGGCACGCGGUGGAAACCAGACUGAGAAUGCUGAUCCCGUACAUCGAGCACUGGCCCCGGGCCCUCGGCAUCCUCAUGCUCCCUCACAACAUCCUGCCCAGCCUGAACCUGCUCACCAGCAUGGUGGACGACAUGUGGCAUUAUGCUGGGGACCAGUCCACUGACUUGAGCUGGUAUGCCCGCCGAGCUGUGCUGGCUGGCGUCUACAACUCGACGGAGCUGGUGAUGAUGCAGGACACCUCCCCAGAUUUCGAGGACACGUGGCGCUUCCUGGAAAACCGGAUCAACGACGCAAUGAACAUGGGCCACACUGCCAAGCAGGUAAAGUCCACUGGAGAGGCCCUGGUACAAGGACUCAUGGGUGCAGCAGUGACACUCAAGAACUUGACGGGUCUAAACCAGCGCCGGUGAGCAGGAAGGGCUGUAAGCUGGAGCCCCCAGAAGAAAACCCGCAGAUAUAUUUAAAGGGCUUUGAAAUACAAAGUGCCAUCCACAGAAGAUGGUGUUAAUGAGAAAACACCGAAGGACCUGAAUCACCACCACAGCCACCUGGGAACCACAGGGCACUUGAGGAUACAGUGGUAGCCCAGGAUUGGGGGACUUCUUCAGUCCCUCAUACCAGGCCUGCCUCCUGAUGCCUUUCUGCAUUGCAGCUGUGUGACUGAAAACUGAGGCUCUCGUCCAAGCACUCAAGCCACAGAAACCCAGCACGUCCCUGUCAUGGUCUCACAGACACCUUGAUCAUGACUUAAGCUUCCUAGAAAUGCUCUCUGGGGCUCCCAAGUCGGAGUCAGGAUCUAAGCCACCACAAGGUGGCAGCUCACCCCCAGCAUGGCACACACGUGCACACAGGUGUCCCUGCAGCCCCUUGCCUCUCUGGUGUCCUGAGAUGCUGCACCUGGGAACCCCCCAGAAAGCUGCCUCACCUGAGACAGGUGCCUGCUGGACAGUGGUGCUCAGCCUGGCCUGAGGUGUGGUCCCAGGCCUGGUGUUGCAUUACACCAGCAUGCAUUGCAGGACUGUUAGUGAACUUAGAGUCUAAAACUAAUAAUAAAUAUGUUUGAAGCAGUU